Messenger RNA from Cynoglossus semilaevis (tongue sole), 1355 nucleotides. Its product is annotated as ubiquitin recognition factor in ER-associated degradation protein 1-like. The record is from RefSeq and is a predicted model, not a curated record. Gene Ontology annotation, molecular function: polyubiquitin modification-dependent protein binding. Lineage: Eukaryota; Metazoa; Chordata; Actinopteri; Pleuronectiformes; Cynoglossidae. The transcript is spliced from 12 exons. Gene Ontology annotation, cellular component: VCP-NPL4-UFD1 AAA ATPase complex. Bases 261 to 1193 code for a protein of 310 amino acids. Gene Ontology annotation, biological process: ERAD pathway; ubiquitin-dependent protein catabolic process.
UCUUUUUUUUUUUUAGUCUUUAGAAUAAGACACCUUUUCAAUAUUGCUGGUAUUGACAUAAAACAGCCACAAAAAAUAAAUUGAAAAAAUAUAGAAUGUUCUUCAAAAACAUGCGUCACUCAUGACGUUCUUUCCUCCUGUCAGAGCCAAAACUUCCGGAAGAAGCGGAAGACAACAGUUGUCGGCUUGUGUUUGACACUUUAAAAGGGGAAUAAAACAGGAGACAUUUCGUUUAAGGAAUUGAAACAUCAACCGUCAACAUGUUUUCUUUUAAUGUUUUCGACCACCCCAUGGUCCGGGGUCCUCAGAAUCGCUUCUCCACACAGUACCGCUGCUACUCGGUGUCCAUGCUGGCAGGACCAAACGACCGCUCUGAUGUUGAGAAGGGAGGCAAAAUAAUAAUGCCGCCUUCAGCUCUUGACCAGCUCAGCAGACUCAAUAUCACCUACCCAAUGUUGUUCAAGCUGACCAACAAAAACUCUGACAGAAUGACACACUGCGGUGUUCUGGAGUUUGUGGCAGACGAGGGAAUCUGUUACUUACCACACUGGAUGAUGCAGAAUCUGCUGCUGGAAGAAGGUGGUCUGGUCCAGGUGGAAAGUGUUAAUCUUAUGGUUGCUACUUAUUCAAAGUUCCAGCCACAGAGUCCUGAUUUCCUUGACAUUACCAACCCAAAGGCAGUACUGGAGAAUGCAUUAAGAAACUUUGCAUGCUUGACAACUGGCGAUGUCAUAGCAAUCAGCUACAAUGAAAAGAUAUAUGAGCUGCGAGUGAUGGAGACAAAACCUGACAAAGCAGUGUCCAUCAUAGAGUGUGAUAUGAAUGUUGAUUUUGAUGCUCCGCUCGGUUACAAAGAACCAGAGCGACGACCUCAGUACCAGGACGAACCUACUGAGGAAGAAGCAGAAUCUAAUAAUUAUGCUGACAUGGACACAGGGUUUAGGGCUUUCUCUGGUUCUGGAAAUCGUUUGGAUGGUAAAACAAAAGGCAUCGAACCCAGCCCUGCACCCCUCUGCCCCAGUGACAUUAAAAGAGGCAUUCCCAACUACGGCUUUAAAGUCGGUAGAAUCACAUUCAUCCGAAACUCCAGGCUUCAGCCUAAGAAAACUGCAGAUGACGAUGAAGCCAUGAACAGAUUCAUCGCCUUCUCUGGACAAGGGCAGUCGCUACGCAAAAAAGCCAGAAAGCCUUGAGAAGUGUGAGGGUGCUGCUCAUGUGCACGAGCUCGACUGACCUUACCAUCACUUUGCACAGCAAAGUACAAAAAAAACUGGUUUUUGGAUGCACAAGGGAUUUUUCCUCUCUGUCCUGGAUGGAUGUUUUGCUGUGGAGCUGGAAUUAAAGUCUGUAAUUAA